Molecule: messenger RNA, 1307 nt
Organism: Lactuca sativa (garden lettuce)
Lineage: Eukaryota; Viridiplantae; Streptophyta; Magnoliopsida; Asterales; Asteraceae
Product: clavaminate synthase-like protein At3g21360
Molecular function (GO): oxidoreductase activity
Source: RefSeq, a predicted model, not a curated record
AACAAAUUAUUCAAGCUAUAACCUAUAAGCCCCUAGAGAAGGGCGAUAUAUCUACCCCGCGAAUAUAAUCCAUGGAGUCAGAAUUACUCAUCGUCUCUUAUUCAUCGACGACAGUUGAAAAGCAAUCCAAAUGGCUACCGGAAAAUUCUUCCGAGUUAUAGAGCUACCUCAGCAAAAACCUCUGGACAACGGCCUUCUUUUCCCGGCGGUGUUAUCGCCAAACCUUACCACUGAUUCUACCGCAGUAGAACUCCAUGAUUUUGAAGAAGCUAUCAGAACUCACAAGCCAUGGCUGGAGUCUCUUCUCCAGAAAAGCGGCGCUAUUCUCUUCCGAGGCUUCCCUGUUGCCUCACCUUCCGACUUCAACCAUGUUGUGGAAGCUUUCUCCUACGCUGAAAUUCCCUACUUAGGCGGCAUAGCCCCUCGGACGAAGGUCGUUGGCCGGGUUUACACCGCAAAUGAAUCUCCUCCCCAUAUCGGAAUUCCUUUCCAUCACGAGAUGUCUUACGCUCCUGAUUUCCCCACCAAGGUAUUUUUCUUUUGUGAUGAAGAACCAGGAGAAGGGGGGGAAACUCCGAUAGUUUUGAGUCAUAUCAUAUACGAAAAGGUGAAAGAGAAGCACCCAGAGUUGGUUGCAGUACUAGAAGAGCAUGGAUUGACGUAUACAGAGGUAAUCAUGGAUGAAGACGAUCCAUCAUCCAUCAUCAGUCGUAAUUGGAAGUCAAAAUUCAACACCGACGACAAAAAUGUUGCUGCGGAAAGGGCAGCAAAGCUUGGAAUAAAGAUUGAAUGGAUUGGGAAUGCUGCAAAAGCUACAACAGGUCCACUCCCAGCCAUCAGGUUUGACAAAGAGAGUCGCCGGAAAACAUGGUUCAACCCUAUUACAACUACUUAUAGUGGCCCUGCGGGAAAAUCGUUUUUUGUCGAGAUCGGUAAUGGCGAUCCUGUGCCUGAUGAUGCUGUGGAAGACUACAGGAAGAUCCUGGAAGAAGAGUGCGUUGCGAUUCCUUGGAAGAAAGGCGAUGUUCUUCUUAUUAAUAAUUUGAUGGUUCUUCAUGGCCGACGACCACUACUAAAGCCACCACGUCGUGUGCUAGCUUCCCUUUGCAAGUGAUCGGCGUUUCAUUGAACUGUUGCAGGAAAAAACAAUGCUGUAGUCUAGUAAUUAAUAGCCAGCGAUUAAUAAAUGCAUAUGGCAAGCUAAAUAAAACAAUAUAAUUUUCCGGUAUGUGUAUUGGUUUGCUUAUAUCGGUUAAGUUUUGGUGUUUUAUACUUUUAUUUAAAAAAAUUUGAACGACGUUUUUUAA